Kalmanozyma brasiliensis GHG001 is the source of this 1278-nucleotide messenger RNA. RefSeq names its product Ferrochelatase. Gene Ontology annotation, biological process: heme biosynthetic process. The transcript has a single exon. The record is from RefSeq and is a predicted model, not a curated record. Lineage: Eukaryota; Fungi; Basidiomycota; Ustilaginomycetes; Ustilaginales. Gene Ontology annotation, molecular function: protoporphyrin ferrochelatase activity. The coding region runs from base 1 to 1278 and encodes 425 amino acids.
AUGCUCUCGAGCUCGUCAACGAGCAUGCUGGCCGCUGCGAGCAGAGCGCGCCUCACCAACUCUAUUGCUCCCGUCAGACUGGCGCGAUCCUCGCCUCUGUGUCGUACUCUAGCGACGGUUGCCAAGAACAAGCCACCGACUGGUGUGCUACUCAUGAACAUGGGCGGUCCGUCCACAUCGACGACCGAGGAAGUAGGCGACUUCCUCUCACGGCUCUUUCACGAUCGCGAGCUCAUCCAGCUGCCGUGGCAGUCUCGUCUCGCUCCUCUGAUCGCCCGCAGAAGAACGCCCAAGAUCGUCAACCAGUACGAAAAGAUCGGGGGCGGGUCUCCUAUCUUGCGCUGGACAAGGACGCAGGGCAAGGCCAUGACCGAAUUGUUGGACGAGCUUCACCCAGAGACAGCGCCACACAAGGUGUACGUCGCUUUCCGAUACGCACGACCGUUGACGGAGGAAGCACUCGACGAGAUGGCCGAAGAUGGCGUCACGCGUGCUGUCGGUUUCACUCAGUACCCUCAGUACAGCUGUAGUACCACCGGCAGCAACCUCAAUGAGCUCUACCGCGAGAUUCAGAGGCGCAAAGAGCGCGGUGCACCAGAAGGCAACAUCUCGUGGUCGCUCAUCGACCGAUGGCCAACGCAUCCCUUGCUCGUCGAAGCCUUCACCAACCGCAUCCAAGCUGUGCUCGACACGUAUCCGGAGGAGAAGCGCAACAAGGUGCCCAUCAUGUUCAGCGCCCACUCGCUGCCCAUGCAGAUUGUCUCGGGUCGAGGUGACCCCUACCCCGCCGAGGUCGCCGCCACCGUCGCUGCGGUCAUGACGCGCUUGAAGUGGAGCAACCCGUACCGAGUGACGUGGCAGUCGCAGGUUGGUCCUGCUGCUUGGCUUGGUCCGCAGACGAGCGACACCAUCAAGGGCUGGGCCAAGCAAGGCCAUAAGGAUGUCAUCGCCGUUCCUAUUGCCUUUACCAGCGACCACAUCGAGACGCUCUACGAAAUCGACAUUGAGCUGCAGGAAGAGGCUGAGGAGCACGGCAUCACCCUCAAGCGUGCCGAGUCGCUCAACGACGAGCCUACUUUCAUCCGUGCCAUGGCCGAGAUCUGUGCCUCGCAUCUGUCGGCUGUCGAGGGCACGUCGAGCAAGAUCCAGGGCGAGAAGCGCGGAGAGGAUGUCUGGAGUCAGGGAUUCACUAGUAAGCAGAUGCUGCUGCGCUGUCCCGGCUGCGUCAACUCGGUUUGCGGCGAGCAGAAGGCUUUCUUCGGCCGCACCUCCCAGUAG